This is a messenger RNA of Fopius arisanus, 3050 nucleotides long. It is a transcript of the gene PIP4K, whose product is annotated as phosphatidylinositol 5-phosphate 4-kinase. Gene Ontology annotation, cellular component: plasma membrane. The transcript is spliced from 6 exons. Bases 364 to 1875 code for a protein of 503 amino acids. NCBI's taxonomy places the organism in Eukaryota, Metazoa, Arthropoda, Insecta, Hymenoptera, Braconidae. Gene Ontology annotation, molecular function: 1-phosphatidylinositol-4-phosphate 5-kinase activity; 1-phosphatidylinositol-5-phosphate 4-kinase activity. Gene Ontology annotation, biological process: phosphatidylinositol phosphate biosynthetic process. The record is from RefSeq and is a predicted model, not a curated record.
CUCAGUGGCCGAUCGACUGUCGAACUGCGCGGUCCGGUAAUUUUUUUUCCGAAUAAUUCCAAUUAAAAAAAAAAACCACCCGAACAUAUCAAGAGGAAUUAUUCACAAACUAUCAUUGAGAGAAUCGAAUAAUACCGAUCGGCGAUUGCCCCAUGAAAAUCCAAUAAUCAAUUUCAAUUGGUGCACUAGUGGAAACGUCGAUGGCGUAAUCGAAUUUACCCCCUGGAUUGUUUAUCAGAACAUUUUUUAAGUGUAAAGAGGAGACGUUGGGGUUAAGAGCCCCAGGGGAUCGAUAAUUUUGGUGACAGAGUUUGAGGUGAUAGAGACUUGAUCGAGUGGUUAAAUUGUUUGUAAUUUUUCACUAUGUCCGGAAUUCCGCAUAUGUCCGGAGGGCUCUCCAAACUCAAGAAGAAGCACUUUCGUGUCAAGCACCAAAAGGUCAAGCUUUUUCGUGCCAAUGAGCCACUCCUCAGUGUUUUCAUGUGGGGAGUUAAUCACACGAUUAAUGAACUGAGCCAUGUGAAUAUUCCUGUGAUGCUUCUACCCGAUGAUUUCAGGGCUUACAGCAAACUCAAAGUUGAUAAUCACCUCUUCAACAAGGAAAACAUGCCAUCACACUUUAAAAUAAAGGAAUACUGUCCUCUAGUGUUUCGAAAUUUGCGCGAGAGAUUUGGAAUCGAUGAUUUGGACUACAAGGAAUCGAUGACAAGAUGUCGUGCAUUUAAUCCUUCGCGUCUCAAGCGACGUUCAAGAAUAACUGAUAAACGAGAAUUGUCCACAACCAACGAGGUAUCCAUCAAACAACGACAAAUGGUACAACGUUCUGCCACUGUUCCUACGAUAAAUGUAACAACACCGGGAAAUAAUGCGUCUAAAUUACUGAAUAUAAAUAAGCCACAUCGUACCUACAGUUUUAAACCAAAACGCCUGAGGUCACAGCCAACGCUGGAUGAUUCGUCGGGGAAAAGUGGAGCCAAGUUCUAUCAGUCUUAUGACAAAUUAUUUAUUAUAAAGACAAUGACGAGUGAGGAGGUGGAGAGAAUGCACUCGUUCCUCAAACAUUACCAUCCAUACAUAGUGGAGAGGCAUGGAAAAACCCUUCUACCCCAAUACCUGGGAAUGUAUCGACUAACAGUGGAUGGAGUUGAGCACUAUGUAGUGGCUAUUCGAAAUGUAUUCUCAAAUCACUUGACGACGCACAAGAAAUUCGACCUGAAGGGUUCAACAGUGGAUCGAGAGGCCUCAGACAAGGAAAAAGAGAAGGAUCUUCCCACGUACAAAGACAACGAUUUUGUCAAGGAUGGAAUGAAGAUUUACAUCGGUGAGGAGGCGAAAUCGAAGCUCAUAGAGACCCUAACAGCAGACGUGGAUUUUCUGACGAGGCUUCACCUGAUGGAUUAUUCACUUCUCCUUGGGCUUCACGAUUGCGCGAGGGCAGAGCAAGAGAACAGGGAAAGGGCUGAGAGGGAGGAGGACGAAGAGAAUCACGAUGACGAGGAUGACAGUGAGUCUGGCAGUGGAUUGGACUCGAGGGGGCCUGUUGACAGACUCUGGGGAUGGUCCGGGGUCACUGGAAUGACAACACCUCCAGAGUCACCCCAUGCUGCCCUCAUGAGGGAUGCUAGUCUCCAGUAUGAUGAUGCCAUCAUUCCAGAGCUCGAUAUUUACGCUAUUCCCAGCAAGGAAGGUGCACCCAAUAAAGAGAUAUACUUUCUCGCGAUUAUUGAUGUUCUAACGCAUUAUGGAGUGAGAAAGCAAGCUGCUAAGGCAGCGAAAACUGUUAAAUACGGGGCUAAUGUCGAUGGAAUUUCCACCUGUGAUCCUGAACAGUAUGGGAAGAGGUUCAUCGAGUUCAUGAGUAAAGCUAUCGAGUAAGGGAGACCGAGGGGAUGUCUUGCGUGAGAGUGAUGAGUCGGUGUUUUGCCAUUUAAUCACUGAAUUAAUGAUUGGUCGAGGUGUUAUCAUUGGCCAUCAAAUGCUUAUCUCAUGUUCUCACUGAUAACCACGAGUUUCUUCACAUUCACACGAGGAACGAAUAACAAUUUCCGUAUUUGCUCUUGUGAUUAAUGUUCUUUUUUAGCUUUGAGUGUUAAACACUUGGUGGAAAGGGAAUAAAUUGAUGAUUGGUGUGAGAGAAUUGUUUGAGAGCCGAAAAGACAAAGAGAUUUUGGAACAAAUCAAUGAUACAGUAAGAAUUAAUGUUAUGACCUUUGAAAUUAUUGAGAAAAAAAAAGAAACUAUUAAUCAUAGCUAUUAUCGAUAAUCAUUUUUUUAUAAUUCAUGAGAAGUAAAAUCGAUAAAUGCCCCAACUUAAUAUAAAAUUUAUUUUUUAAAGAGUUAAUGUGAAAACACUAUCUAGUCCUCAAUUUUUAUUUCGCGUCUAAUUAAUUCUUCUUGCAGUUCUUAUUUUUUUUUUUCUAUUGUUCUCUUCGAAAUUGUUAUCAUCCGGAGAAUUCAAGGACAACAUUUGGUUGUGUGUUUAAAACACAGAAAAAUAAUUGAUAAAAUAUUCAGAUGUAAGGAAAAAUGCGAAAAUACGCUCAAUCGUUUCUAUUUUGCGUCCUAGAGUUAAGAAAUUGAAUUAAGAAAUUUUAUCAUUUUUGUUUUUCUAACGUCCACCUUUUUUGUACGAAAAACUUUAUUCACUCUUUGCUUAUCCAUAUCAACGGUUGCGAGUCCUAUUAUUUUUGCUGUUAAAAAGAGAGAUGAAAAUAUCAACAACUGUCUUUUUAUUUUUCACCUAUUUACACGAAGUAAUGAAAAAAAUUUCAAUUGAAAUGAUAUACUCCACUAAAGGACUACUUCAGCGACAAUACGACCCCUCAAUUUUUCACGAUAACCACGGAGACACAGUUGAAACAAAACCAAAUCGAAAGAUUUCUUUCAAUAAACUAAAAAUUCGAAAAAUGUCGUAAGAUAAAUAAAUUGUUGUAUAUAUAUUCAGUAUUCAGUCGUUAAUAUUCCGGCUCGACUGCCCAGGAAUUCUAGUAAUUAACGAAUAAAAAAACUGAAAGAAGACAUGAAGAUAAUAAAGGAAAUUACGAAUUAAA